Molecule: messenger RNA, 1185 nt
Organism: Echinostoma caproni
Lineage: Eukaryota; Metazoa; Platyhelminthes; Trematoda; Plagiorchiida; Echinostomatidae
Source: the annotation of a GenBank genome assembly
AUGACCAUGACAUUGAAAGAGCCAUCACGACAUACUAUCAAUGUACCCACCACAUUGGAUUUGCGACCACCAGUAUUCCUGACCGGAUCGCAUGUUAGAAUUGAAUGUGUCAGCGACGGUGCCCUCCCCCCAAUCCCUAUUGCUUUCAGCAUUGAGUGCCCCCCACCACCUACUGCCUUGGUUGAAUUAGAUCGAGUUGGGCAAGCCAAGCAGAAUUUGCCGUACGAACGAUUUUACCAUACCUACGGGUUCCGGUCUCCUCCUACUUUGUCCGACCUGGCUCCAUACGUCGCUCGCAAAAAUGCCGACCACCUGCUGCGGCUGGGUCAUGUGUUUGUGGGCAAGGACAACAAGACGUUGAGAGCUACUCUGUCAAUCAGUCAAAUCGCACAUGAUUGUCACGUCGUAUGUCGUUUGGCUGGAAAGGAGACGCGCCGUCGAAUGACAGUUUAUUAUCCCACUACAACCGCUUAUUUACUCCCGCGUCCACGCGAUGGCUACGUGAAUGUGGGAUCCGAGAUCACAUGCCACGCAGAUGGCUACCCACCACCUACCAUUUCACUCCGUCUUUCUCAACCGCUGCGUCCACGAAAGCCCCUUUCUCCAGAAGAAAUCGAGGCUUUACGGAAAGGAGGUCUGAUACCCAAGGACAAUGAGAUCACGGACGUGAUCAGUAAGGAAAUGAUGCUUGCCCAAACAGGAUUAGACAUUAUCCCACAACAGCUCAAUCCUUCCGGGCCGAACGAACCUAAAGAAGGCGAACCAGUUGCUUCUUCUGGCACGCUUCAUCAAGUCCCGGUGGGUAAUUAUGACGGUUGGUUCAGCGGUCUGGACAAAGAACCGUACGAGGAAGCGUCUCGCAUCCCUGGUUCCGGUCUUUCUGCUCUUCCACCUCACGGCCAACUUGGUUUGAAUCCAAAUGAAUAUAGUAUACAAGGUGCCACGUUCCGUUUGGCACCAAAUGCUACCCCAGGUGUUGAGCUGAUGCUCACUUGUCUUGCUCGGAAUACAUUGCCCGGCGAUACGAGUUUUCUUAGCCUUAAUGGAACAGUGACCAGAAUGCGAUUUGUCGUUGCCGGUAGGUUGCACGAAGUGCGUUUUCCUUGGAUUCCUCAUGCGUUCUUGUUCCUUUUAACCUUCCAAUGUUACUGUAUUAUUAACUCGCAAACAGCAUUUAUUGAAUAG